AAAAAAUGUGACAACAAUGUUAGUAUUAUUUACAAUUUUCUUUUAUGAUGUGAAAAUAGUCAUUUAAACAGGGAAAAUCUCUAUUCAGGGUUUCUAAUAGUGCAAGAAUGUAAUAGUACAACUAAGAGAUUAUAUUACAACAUAUAAAUUAGAUUAAAAUGAAUGCAUAGAAAUAAAAACAAAACAUAUGUUAAUUAAUUACUAUCAGCUAUUUACAGCAAUAAAAACAAAAUGGAACAAAAAGGAAUAAGAACUAUGGGUGAUGGUAUGGACAAUGCUUUAUUGUCAUUUCCUGAAACCCUCAAUAAUGCUAUAACUUUUAAUGCAAAUUUAAAAUCAUCAAAACAAAUACUUAAAUCUCUACAACCUGUAAUACCUACCUCUAAUAUUGUACAGCUAGUUCCAAAAUAUUUCCCAAAGGAGCAAAAAGCACCAAAGGACUUGUUUAAAAAGGGCAGAGAGCCCAAAUUUGUACCAUACGAGCCCUAUAAGGCUGCUGUAGAGCCCAUGGUUGCCCCCAUAAGCAAUAAAGUUGUUUUCGAGAGCAAACCCACAAAGAACAAUGUUGAAAUUCAUCAAUUGGUGAAUCAAAUGGCUGAUAUACGGCAAGAGGAAAUGGAUAAAAUGAAAAUGACAGCUUUAGAAAAAGGUGACAAUUUUAUAGCAAGGGAUUUGUGGGAAAAAGAGAAGGAGUGCUACAAUAAUGAUAUUAAAAAUCUCAGGGAGACUAAUUCACAUCUGGAAAAUCAGCUAAAAUUCCAAGCUCAAGUAAACAGUGAACUAAAAACACUUUUGGUGGCCGCUGUAGGCGAAGAUUUGGAAAGUCGCGUUCAACAUUUGACAGAAGAUAAACUUCAAUUAGCAAGGGCACUGUUAAAUUCGGCAAAUCAUUUGACGUCGCACCAGGAACAAACUGAGUGGCUUUCAGGACAAUGCGAAGUAUGGAGGAGCAAAUUUUUGGCUUCAAGUUUAAUGGUUGAAGAAUUAGCUCAUUGGAAAUCAGCCCUCACUAGCAGAAUAAACGAAUUACAAAACACUAUAAAAGCCCUCAUGGAGGAGAAUUCUUACACAAAAAAGCAUUCCCUACAAACCUAUUGCAACUUAAAGAUGCUCAUAGACAAUGUUAGUGAUAAUAACGAUACCAUGCAAUUAAAAUCUGCCACUUGCGUCGAAUUGGCUCAUACGAAUUUAAUUUUGGCGGACAAAUUGGAAAAACAUUUUAAGGUGCCUAACAAGAAUGCCAAAUUGUCUGAGUUGUAUAAUGGUUGUGGUAAGAUUGAAAACAGUACUUUUACUGAGAAAAAUGCUCAAAAGCUUCUUCAAAAUCCGGUUAAAAUAACAAACAAAGAUGCGAUAUGUAAUGCGUUAGUAGGGGCAGCUUAUGGUGAGCAUAAUAUGCAUUCCCAAAACCACCAAUUUCAUACAGUUUGCUGUGGACACUGCAAAGGGGAAAUACAAAAUAUUUGACGAUAGUGAUAAUUUUAGAUAGGUAAUAAAAAUUAUAUAUUUUAUAUAGUAUUUUUUAAAGACAAUAAUUCAUUAAUGUAUUUACAUACUUGCAAG
This is a messenger RNA of Brassicogethes aeneus, 1563 nucleotides long. NCBI's taxonomy places the organism in Eukaryota, Metazoa, Arthropoda, Insecta, Coleoptera, Nitidulidae. The record is from the annotation of a GenBank genome assembly.